Messenger RNA from Drosophila elegans, 2227 nucleotides. It is a transcript of the gene Kebab, whose product is annotated as kinetochore and Eb1-associated basic protein. The coding region runs from base 88 to 1740 and encodes 550 amino acids. NCBI's taxonomy places the organism in Eukaryota, Metazoa, Arthropoda, Insecta, Diptera, Drosophilidae. The record is from RefSeq and is a predicted model, not a curated record. The transcript is spliced from 5 exons.
UUGUUGUUGUGCGCUAGUAAUUUUAAAAUUGUAAACAAAAGAUUGGAAAUUAACAAAUAGUGCACUAAAAACUGGGACAUUAACAAUAUGGCUACUUCGCCCGAUGUGCGAACUGCUGGGUUUCUUACUCCUUUGCGUUCCAAGGAAUUGCUAGAAAGGCAAAGGGGUAGUAAAACUGUCACCAAAAUGGAAUAUUUAACUCCCCAAAAGCCUAAAAGAAUUGAAAAUCCAGACGCGCGCGUACCGUCUAUUAUAAUUACCGAAGCGGGUUUGGAAAGACCAAAGGAAUUGCUGCUGCGUCUGGAGAGAUCCAUAGGGCGACCUGCCUCUGCCUCCAAAAUACCAUAUAAAAAUGCAUUUUUAACGACUCAAAAUAUGCAACGAACCUGGGAAGGACUCAAAACUACCGAAACUAGAUCCUCCAAAAUAGCCAUACCCGCUUCGGAACCAAGACCUUUAAGAUCCAAAGAACUGCUGCAGGAUCUUAAGUGCCAUUAUAAUCGAGGAACUUCUGCCACCAAGAUAACUGCCCAGAGCAAUCAGAAAAAUCUUAAUCGUUCAAAAACUCCGGAAAAGCGCUUAUUUCUUUACUUUACCAGCUCCCACUUUAUACCCGCCUCGGAACCUCAGCCAAUACGGCCAAAAGUGAUCCGCGAGCAAGAGCGCCAGGCAGUCAUAACCAAUCGUGCGGUGUCGGUGUCGAUUGACCGGCCAAAAACAAGGCCACCCACAAGCAGCUUCACUUCGAGCCGUCUGCUGGUGCCCUCGACUGGGUUCUCGUACCCCAAGGAUCCCAAGAGCCUGGCCACCACGUCCAGCAAAGCAACCAAGCUGACCAACUCAAAGCGCAAGCUGGAUUUCCAUACUGAGUUGGACAAGGAUUCGCUGCGGCCGAAGCUGGAGAGGUUUUCAAAGGAUUGGCACAAACAGACGGACUACCAGCUAAGUCAGUUCAUAUCGGAUUUUGUGAAGCAGCUGGUACGCUUUCUACCCUCGUGUGGCGUAAAAUUUAAGCAUCCUGACAGGGAUUGCUAUAUACAGCAGAUGAUGGAGGGACUGCAGCAGCUUCAGUAUUCGAAAAAGGUGAACGAAAGCUGGCUACGAAUGCCAAUCGGCCAACAGGCCAUGGGUCAUGUGCUGGAAAUGCUACUCUUCUUGUUGAAUGCCAUUGAAAACCGAAAAGAGCAGGAUAUUUGUGUGUCAGAAGAGCAGAACACCACAGAUGUUAGUUCAAUAAAAGAGGCUACGGAAAUAAAGACAGAACAACCUUUUGAAGUUAAUUAUAUAUCCAAAGAUAUAAUGAGGUUGCAACAAAAUAUGCAGAAUCUGUCGAACUGUCGAGUAGACCUGAAAUCGUUUAAACCCGCCUCCACCAAUGAUGUGGAUAAAUUAAAGGAUGAAAUUAUUAAACAUGACUACGCAAUUUUGCUGGAUGUUCAGGAGGAGCGUUUGCAUGAACUACAGCUGCAUCGUCUUCGUCUGCAGGAAUUUUCAGAGCUUGUAAGCCUCGCCAAGCUCAAAUUAAAUCGCUGUUAUACAGGAAACAAAGAAGGCAUCGAUGCUUUUAACAAGCAAAUACAAAAUUUGGAAGACUCCCCAAUGGUAUCAAAGAAAAGAAUGCAUUUAAAUAGAUUACAUUUAAAUUUGAAUUUCACAUUGGAUGAGAUUAACGAGCGUAAGGAGCAGUUGCAGCGCCUGUAUGAAGAGAAUUUCUUAAAUCUUCUGCAGUUAAACAUAUAGCCAGCCACCUUGGGCGAACUAUAAGCCACAUCUCUCAUUAAAUCUCAUAAGGUACGAGCUAAUUUAAGCAAAUAUUUACGUGUUACGUAAGUUGCACACUGAGCCCUGCGCUUAUGCUGCCGGCUUAGUAUUUCCUUCCUGAAUUUCACAGAUUUAUUUAAUUGAAUUUAUCAACUGGAAGCGUCGGCAAUGUCCUGGCUUGGAUUUAAGUUCGUGUAAUUGACAUUUGAAUGAGUCAUCGGCAGCUUGGCUACACUAACUCAAAGGAAAUAGCUGCAAAGUUAAGCUGCUUAACUUAUUAAUACAUAAUUAUUAACAGUUUUCGAGGAUGUAUUACAAGAUUUUUUUGUCUUGUAUCAUUUAUUGCUCGGAAGACUUAAUUAUAAGCUGUAACCUUAUAUGUUUCUGGAACAAUCACCAAACUGUACAGACAAUAUAAUUCUGCAAUAAUGAACAUAAGUUGAAAUGUAUAAAAAUAUUUUUAAUU